AUGGUCCAUCAACUAGGUGUUGUAGCAUGCUCUACUGCUUUGCUAUGGGUGAUGAUGGCCGCAGUGGAAGCUCAACUCAGUCAUCUAAACGUCGGUCUUGAUUACAUCCAAGGAAGUCGCAUGAACACACCCGCAAGAGUCAAACGAGCGCUGGCAAAAUACGGUAUCGUGGAUGAAAAGAUCAACUCACGUUUAAACUCUGCCAGCAAUGCCGCUAUUGAGCUCUUUAGCGCUUAUGUGGAUAUAGAGUACAUUGGCGAGAUUGGUAUAGGCACGCCGCCACAGAAAUUUAAUGUCGAUUUCGAUACAGGCAGCUCUGAUAUAUGGGUUCCCUCCUCCAGAUGUGGAUCCAGCUGCAGCACGCACCGUCGAUUCAAUGACUCCAAAUCAUUCACUUACAAGGGAAUGGGCAACGCGACGUGGCACUUAUCUUAUGGUGAUGGCUCCAGCGUGAGAGGAUACACUGCUUUGGAUACUGUGCAUCUCGGCAAUGUCACUAAGCAUCAGCAGUUCAUCGGUUUGGUCAGUCAACAGACACCUGAAUUCGCAUCUGACAAGUUUCUGGAUGGCAUCUUUGGCUUGGCUUUUCCUCCUUUGGCUUACACGGGCAUCAAGGCUUCCAUCGUACAAGAUUUGCAUAUGGAUGGUUCGAUUCCUUCUCCCAUUGUCAGUUUCCAUCUCGGACACAAUCGUGAUGGUGGCAAGGGAGAGAUCUUGUUUGGCGACAUUAAUCAGAACCAUUUCGAAGGUGAACUCAAGUAUGUCCCCGUUACAGUGAAAAAGUACUGGCAAGUCGACAUGACAGGUGUUGAAGUCGGCGGUACCAACGUACUUGCUUCUACCAUGCCUGCUAUUGUAGACACUGGUACCACACUCAUCAUCGUGCCCAGUGCCGUCUCCCAAGCGAUCCAUGAGGCGAUUCCUGGCGCUGAGUAUGAUCCCAUGUAUGGCUGGCGUAUGCCUUGUGCUUUUGCAGAAGACAGCUCUACCGAAUCCAUCAACAUCAAGCUGGGAGAUCAAGACUUUCCACUGUAUCUUAGGGAUUUGGUAAGAGCCAAGACAUCUCCACCCUCGUCUUCUGGUAAAGACGGGCUCUGUUAUUCCGGUGUUGCUGAGGCCAACACGCCACUUAUCAUCUUGGGUGAUACAUUCCUACGAAGCUACUACUCGGUCUAUGAUUUUGGAAACGCCCGUAUUGGCUUAGCUAGAACAAAGCCUUAA
Mucor velutinosus is the source of this 1221-nucleotide messenger RNA. RefSeq lists its product as uncharacterized. The transcript is spliced from 3 exons. Gene Ontology annotation, biological process: proteolysis. Gene Ontology annotation, molecular function: aspartic-type endopeptidase activity. The record is from RefSeq and is a predicted model, not a curated record. Lineage: Eukaryota; Fungi; Mucoromycota; Mucoromycetes; Mucorales; Mucoraceae. Bases 1 to 1221 code for a protein of 406 amino acids.